AUGGCAAUGGACGACCAAGAAGCGCUUGCGCAAAUCCAGCAGAUGGUGAAGUUCAUUUUGAACGAAGCCAAGGAUAAAGCUCAGGAAAUAGAGGCCCGUGCAUUGGAGGACUUCAACAUUGAAAAGCUUAAACUGGUGCAGCAAAUGAAGGACAAGAUACGUCAGGAAUUUGACAAGAAGGCAAAGAAGCUUGAAGUACAACGUUCAAUUGACCGGUCUACAGCGAUCAACAAAGCUCGCCUCCGCCGGAUCGCCGCGCAGGAUCAAGUUGUGACGGAAGUUUAUGCGCAGUCUCAGAAGCAACUAGCGGCCAUCUGCUCAAAUACGGCCAGAUACAAGGAACUUCUAACGGAUCUCAUUGUCCAGGGCUUGUUGCGGCUACUGGAACCAGAAGUAGUGAUCAGAUGCCGUGAAGUGGACCGAUCAGUAGUGGAGAGUGUUCUCCCAGCUGCUGCAGCGAAAUAUAGCAAGAUUCUGAAUGACGAAGCAGGUCUCAAAAAGACAGUCAAGCUGUCCAUCGACAAGCUCGGGAGAUACCUUCCACCCCCGCCUACCGCCGACAGCACGGUACCCUCAUGCUGCGGUGGCGUUAUCCUAGUGACGGCGGAUGGGAGAAUUUCAUGUGAUAAUACUCUAGAUGCGCGUUUGAAGUUGGUCGUAACUGAAUGCGCCCCGGCUAUUCGCAUGCAUCUAUUCACAACGCCGAUCAAGCACUGA
Eimeria necatrix is the source of this 717-nucleotide messenger RNA. RefSeq names its product vacuolar ATP synthase subunit e, putative. Gene Ontology annotation, cellular component: proton-transporting two-sector ATPase complex, catalytic domain. Gene Ontology annotation, biological process: proton transmembrane transport. Gene Ontology annotation, molecular function: proton-transporting ATPase activity, rotational mechanism. The record is from RefSeq and is a predicted model, not a curated record. The transcript has 5 exons. Bases 1 to 717 code for a protein of 238 amino acids. Lineage: Eukaryota; Apicomplexa; Conoidasida; Eucoccidiorida; Eimeriidae.